UCCAUCGUCACGUCGUCCUCGCCAUCAACAUCUAGACUAUCUCCGCCUCAGUCAUGGCCGAACUCUGCUUCUGAGACAUUACCAGCACAACAGAGGAAGCUCAAGAAGGGCUGAGAUAGUAGCAACAGCAAGCAUCCCAUGUACAGAGGGGUUCGAAUGAGGGCGUGGGGCAAGUGGGUGUUAAAAAUCUGGGAGCCCAGGAAAAAGAACUGGAGCUGGCUCGGCACCUUCGCCACGCCGGAGAUGGACGACCUUCACCUCGCGAGUUCCCUGCCCUGACCUGCUCCCAACUCUCAUGUUCAGGCCGCCGCAGCUAAGGUCACUGCUAUGAAGAUAUUUAAUCCUCCGACAAAGUCGCUCUUAUUUUCCUCUUCGUCGUCGUCAUUGGCAAUGUCCUCUUCCUCCUUUGGCGACCCGUCCAUUUCGGAGGAACUGGGCGAGAUGGUGGAGAUGCCACCUCUGGAGAGCAGCUUCGAGAUAGGUGGAGAGACAGUAGUAACAGGAGAUGAGAGAGCUCUUGGCCAGAAAUGCAGCCACCAUCGAUGAAGGAAGGAGAUGCUUAGGGAAGGAAGAGAUCCGGAUCUGUGAUGGCGGAGGAGAGACGAAGGAGGGAAG
This is a messenger RNA of Prosopis cineraria, 615 nucleotides long. RefSeq names its product ethylene-responsive transcription factor ERF037-like. Gene Ontology annotation, molecular function: DNA-binding transcription factor activity; DNA binding. Lineage: Eukaryota; Viridiplantae; Streptophyta; Magnoliopsida; Fabales; Fabaceae. Gene Ontology annotation, biological process: regulation of DNA-templated transcription. The record is from RefSeq and is a predicted model, not a curated record.